CAACUGCUAUCUGUGUGUGCUUUUCUCGAUUUUAAUAACAUCUGAAGGUCCUCAUCUACAUCAAAACAAAUCGACUUGUGCGAUUUAAGUGGGGAGUAGUGGAGAAAUGGCAAUGAUCAUGAGCAAAUAUGUUCGAGGGAUUGAGUCACCUGGGAGAAGAAGAGGAAACAUCCUUGAAGAAAAUAAUUUCGAGCCUCCAAGCAAUCCUGAGCUUUUGGAUGCAUUGCUUUCCAUCCUAAUGACUACACUGGAGGGAGACUUAUCGACUGAGGAAACCCAGGAACCACCGGGUGAAAGAAUAAAGGAUCCCGACCCAGAGUUAUCAGUUAAGCCAGGGUUGAUAAGCACAGGGAUAGGAUUCGACGUAAAGUCCCCUCCGUCGCACGAAGUUAGAGGAAAAUUUCAGUUGGCGUCCACCGAGACGGAAAGGAAUUUCUCUCUAAAUCUUCCUCGUAGGACAGAAUGAGAUCUACAGAAAGCUCUCAAAUUAUUAUUAUUUCCUAUCUACCGUAGUCUCGAACAUAUUUAAUAGGAAAAAUGGUUACACUUAGUAUUCGUUUUUUCGCAAGAUCUUAGGAUUGGAGUAAAAUGUUCAUUUUUCGAGGAAACCAGUGUGUUUUUCUACGAAAAAAAGUUUGAAAAAUCCUCAUAAAAAUUGAUUUCUCCCUGAUUUCUAAGAUAUUAACAAAAAAGCAAUUCAUACUAAGUACAUGCAUUUUCCCACUUAUUGCCUUCAGAGUUGGUGCCUUCAUAUCUUCGGAAGUGGCUUUAUAGAAUUUUCUUGCAACUCCUUCUCUAUAAAAAGAACCUAAAAAUGUUUGAAAUAUCCAUUUCAAGAAUUUCCUUACGUAAACAAUUCACCGAAUACAAAAAUCACUUAAUUUUAUUGGAAUGCUAUACAACAAUAAAUAUUGUACGAUUUGGAAUAACUCAAUAUGGUGUCAUUAGU
Diachasmimorpha longicaudata is the source of this 949-nucleotide messenger RNA. RefSeq lists its product as uncharacterized. The transcript is spliced from 3 exons. The coding region runs from base 107 to 466 and encodes 119 amino acids. The record is from RefSeq and is a predicted model, not a curated record. NCBI's taxonomy places the organism in Eukaryota, Metazoa, Arthropoda, Insecta, Hymenoptera, Braconidae.